UACACUAGAAGAAUUCGAAAAGACUUUGAAAAGAUUUUUAAUAGACUCGUGAUUAAUCAGAUUUCACAUAUUUAUGUGGUAUUUAUGUAGUUAUUGGUUGAAUAAGUGGCUUUGUGUGUAAACUGCGGGUAUUUGGAGUCAACUUUAGUCUUAAAAAGAAGAAAAGUAGGGAAUAAUCACUAUUUAUUGCAGGAUAUAUGUGUGAUUAAUCAGAUUUUAUACAUUUAUGUGGUAUUCAUGUAGUUAUUAAUUGAGUAAUUGGCUUUGUGUGGAAACUGCUAGUGUUUAGAGGCAGCUUCAGUCUUUAAAAGAAGCAAAGCGGAAAAUAAGCACGAUUAAUCGAAGAAAAUAGUUGUGAUUAAUCAGAUUUAAUGUAUUUAUGUGGUAUUUACGUAGUUCUUGGUUGAAUAAGUGGCUUUGUGUGUAAACUGCAGGUAUUUGGAGUCAGCUUUAGUCUUAAAAAAGAAGAAAAGUGGGGAAUAAUCACGAUUAAUUGCAGGAAAUAUGUGUGAUUAAUCGUAUUAUAUAUAUUUAUGUGGUGUUUGUGUAGUUAUUGGUUGAAUAAUUAGCUAUUUGUGGGGAAACUGCGGGUGUGUGGAGGCGGGUACCGCUGGCCGGUGGGGAGUGCUCGAGUUCCCGGGGCGCUCCGGCCGCUGCAGCCGCUGCAGCCGCCUGCCCUGAGGGAGAACCAUGCCGAGUUUCGGCUCAGCUCCAGAGCUUUGUGGAGCUAUUUAAAUGAGCGCCGUCCACGGCAACCGCGGGACACGGUCUUACAGCAGCUGCUGGGGUUAUGAGAGGUCUAAAGUGCUGGAGGAGACGUUAAUUGACAUGGCCUUCACGCAGACUGCUGCUGCUGCUGCUGCUACUUGGUGACUCAGGCUGAUGGUUCUGGAGCUGAUAAGGAAAUGGCCUUACAGUGGACCCGUGUGAACAGUGCUGAGAAGAAGGUGCCGCACACUCGCAUUGAGGAUGAGGCUCAUAUUCAGCAAAUCUACUCCUUCGGGACGAAACUGGGUCAAGGUAGCUUCGGGGUCGUCUGCGAAGCCACUCACAUCGAGACGCAGAAGAAGUGGGCCAUUAAGAAGGUGAACAAAGAGAAGGCUGGAAGUUCUGGGGUGAGGCUGCUGGAAAGGGAAGUGAGCAUCCUCAAGCAAGUCAACCAUGCGCAUAUUAUCCAUCUGGAGGAGGUCUUUGAGACGCCGAAGAAAAUGUACCUGGUGAUGGAGCUGUGUGAGGGAGGGGAACUGAAGAGACUCUUACGCAAAAACAAGCGUUUCAGCGAGGAGGAGACCAGACACAUCAUCAGCAGCUUAGCCGAGGCUAUCGUCUACCUUCACAAAAAAGAUAUCGUUCACAGGGAUUUAAAACUGGAAAACAUUCUUGUGAAGAGUUAUCAGUCUGACCACGACAGUGACGACAAUGAUGACGGCGGCGAGCGCACAGUCAAUAUCAAGGUCACAGAUUUCGGAUUGUCCGUGCAGAAAGGAGGAGUUGGCAGUGAGAACAUGCUGCAAGCCACUUGUGGAACACCUACCUACAUGGCACCUGAAGUGAUCAAUGGCCACCAGUACAGCCAGCAGUGUGACGUGUGGAGCAUCGGUGUCAUCAUGUACACGCUGCUGUGUGGAGAGCCUCCCUUCAUAUCCAGCUCUGAGGAGCGUCUGUUUGAGAUGAUUAAGAAGGGAGAGCUCAGCUUCGCGGGUCCUGUGUGGGAAACCAUCAGUGAUGCAGCCAAGAAAGUGCUGUGCUGUUUGCUGAAAGUAGAUCCAGCUCAUCGCAUCACAGCCAGCGAGCUGCUGGAUAAUCCCUGGGUCAGGGGCGACACGUCCACGAACGCCACCCCGACCAACGUGCUGCUGAUGAUGCAGCAGUUCCGGGACGCUCCAGAGGAUGGCGAUGGUGAGGAGUUGAGUUCGGGCCUCAGUAGCUUCUCCUUUAGCCACUCACAGGAUGGCCUGGCUGAACGGGUCACUUCUCUAGAACCUCCUUCUGGUUCUCCAGGUCCGGUUCUAGCUUCAGUUCUGAACACUGAUGAAGAUCCAGACAGCAGCAGCAGCAAACCAUCUACGCCAACUAAACAGUGUAUAAAAAAGAAAUCCACCCAUUCUAAUGGCGUGAAGAAGAACAGACCUUCAGUGAAGAUGCUCAACUCUUCCGGCGGCUGGUCCAGCGCGCAGUCCCACACAGGUAACAAACCCGCCGCUCAGCCGAGUGCAAAGCGCCACGCCUCACUGGACAAGAUGGAGAGUGUCGGCGGUGGCGGCAGCGGCAGGAACAGCGACAGCAGCGGCGGCAGCAGGGCCCCCUCUCCCAAACCAUCAACGCCAACCGCAUCGACCUGCCCAGGCAAGUGCGAGAACCACGCAUCCACGUCCACACGCACUCCAACAGACCACUGCCCCUGUAAACCAGCCUCCACUCAGAGGGCCAAGAAGAGCUGCUAGGCCUCAGCAGCGGCAGCAGCAGCACCAGCCGCCGAGGCUGGCACUGGGGCUGGCGGUGGGGCUGGCAGUGAGGCAGCCACGGCAAGUGCCAAAAGAGAGGAGCACCGUGGCUGAGCCCGGGGUGUGCUGAGGUGUUGCGAACACGUUGGACACAUAAGAGAAAAAGAGAUUCUGAGGCAGGGCAGGUAUAAGUGGCCCAAAUCCCAUUUCUUUCCUCCAAAUCCGGUGUUUAAUUAUCUUUUUAAUUUGUAAAACAGUUAUUUUUUGAGAGUUUUAUAGAUAAUAGAUAACAUGUAGAAAUAUAGAAAUAUAGUACAUAAGAGGGCAGAGAAAGAGAAAAAGAUUUAUUAAAAAAUACAAAAAUAGGUCGGCAACAGAAAUAAAUGUAAAAAUAAAGUUUGCCAGGCAAGAUUCGGUAGUAGUAAACACCAAAAACAGGUCGGUCAAAGGCUAUAAACAAAGGAAAUAUGUUGUAGAAGAGCAAGAUUACUAGAUUCAAUACAAGACAGACCAGGUGAAAAGAAUCAGUGCCUGGGAGAGCGGGAAUCAGGGAAGUCCGGUGUGAGUGAGUGCAUGCUGGGAAUUGGAGUCUUUGUUGCAUUGUUCAGAGUCCAGAGCAGACAGACAGAAUCAGAAAAAAUCAGGAAAUCACUUUUUAUGGUUGUUAUUUUAUGCAAUAAAAUUCAUAAGUAUUUCUAUAAGUAUUUGAUACACUACCGACUUUACCCACUUACAACGAAUGGAGACGUUUAUGAGAUUUAUCGUAGGAUCGUUUCAACUGUGAGACAAAAUCUAAAAGACAAAAUCCAGAAAAACACAUUGUAUGAUGGUUAAAAAAUUAUUAUGCAUUUAUUAAAUAAAAUAAGUAUCUGAUAUAAGAAAAAACACAGAAGACAGAAGAGCCAGAAUUCUUGUUGGUUGGUAGAUGAUCAGAUAUUAUUUAAUGUAAUAAAAUGCUGAUUAAUUAUAGAACAAUCAUACAAUGUGGGUUUUGUUUGUUAAAUUUUGUUGUCUCUUACAGUUCAAGUGAUCCUACGAUACGAAUCACGAUCCAAAUUACAGUGAAUAGCCCUAUUCAAAUAAUGUUCUAAUACAUAUUAUGGCAAGAACUACUUAACUAAGUAAAGAAAAAAAAUGACUUUUUGAAGGUCAGUCAAUGCGACAAAUUUCAAAUACUUUAAAAGUAUUCUUCAGUGUAGUUGCAAAACGACCAUCAACAAUAUUCUGAUGAAACUGGCACUCAGGAAAGGAAGAACAAAGAUUACCUAUGGUUUACCAGGCUUAUAAACUGCACAGGUUUCUGCUGCAGUGGCAAAGGAAAAUGAAAAUUUAUUUUUAAAGGACGCAAAACUGACGAAGUGGGUGUGGCCUAAAUAAUAACGAAAUAAUAUUGUAAUUUUAUAGUGAGCUGAAACACAUUGUCGGUGGUAAUCCCAGACAAUUGCAGACAAUGGAACUGCUUGAUCACUCCUGUGAUGCUGGAGAAGAUGAAACUGAAACUUCACAUGAAGCUCAGUUCUUUACUGUAUAAGCGUUUUGUCAGAUAUACAGUAUAUCACAUUAAAAAGAUGAACAGUCUAAACAGCUUAAAAUAAACAACAGAUUUGGUGCAAAUAUCGCUUUAAUCAGCCAAGUAUACAAAACUAAAGAAGUGUGAUGCUGGAAAAGAUGAAACCGAAACUUCACAUGAAACACUGAUCUUUAUUUCACCACUGAGCUUCAGUUUAGGAGAGUGAAGAAUGAAGAAUGAAGAGAACACUUCAGUUUCUGAAUCAGUUUCUGUGAUUUUGCUAUUUAUAGGCUUAUGUUUGAGUAAAAUAGACAUUGUUGUUUUAUUCUAUAAACUACAGACAACAUUUCUCCCAAAUUACAAAUAAAAAUAUUCUCAUUUAGAGCAUUUAUUUACAGAAAAUGAGAAAUGGCUGAAAUAACAAAAAAGAUGCAGAGCUUUCAGACCUCAAAUAAUGCAAAGAAAACAAGUUCAUAUUUAUAAAGUUUUAAGAGUUCAGAAAUCAAUAUUUGGUGGAAUAACCCUGGUUUUAAAUCACAGUUUUCAUGCAUGUGGCAUCAUGUUCUCCUCCACCAGUCUUACACACUGCUUUUGGAUAAAUUCAAGCAGUUUAGUUUGGUGGUUUGAUGGCCUGUGAUCAUCUAUUUUCCUCUUGAUUAUACUCCAGAGGUUUUCAAGUUGAUAAAAUAAAAAAGAAACUCAAAGAAAGAUGUACAGUGUGAACAGCCUAAAAUAAUAAUAAUCAGAUUUGGUAAAAAAGAGUAAUAUUUGGGCCACUUUUACCUGCUGUCUGAAUGUACCAUCACUUUUAAAGCUAACCUCUACCUCUGGUUCAGGUGAGAUCAUGACUGAUGGCUGCAAAGAGACUAGUAGCCCCUGAUUUCCCAUGGACGGACUUUUUGUGAAGGAACUCCACGUAUCUCUCAUCUGUCAAAGAUAACGUAUUUUAUCCUCAGCUCCUUUUUUAACUCGGAAACUUGGAAACUUGGAGAGAAACCCGAACUCCUACCUGCUGCUUCAGGUCUGUGGACUUGAUUUGAUUGGCUGUUCGAUUGACAUGAGCUCGUCUAGCUGUAGCCUCAUUUGCCUGACCUUCUGCCAGCGAGAAAAACACACGUCUUUGAGGCACAUUAAUAUUAGUAUUUGUUUGAUACCACUUUAAAAUAACCCUACGCUGUUAUAAAGUGUUUAUAAACUGUUUAAAAUGAGAACAAAAAUAGCUAAAUUAGCCAUUAUAGUAAACUAAGGUUAAUUUAUACUGUAAAACCUUUCUGUGCUUUAAAGGAGAACUAUAAAAUGUAAAAUGUUUGGACUUUUAGUGUAUUAAAACAUGAUAAAGAGUACUAUCUAAUCUUUGUUGAAUAGCUCACCUCCGCUCUCCUGCAGCUUUCCGAGAUUCAGCAAUUUUGUGCAGUUUCUCCAAACCUGUUUUAGAACGGAUGAAAUGGGACAUAUUUUGCCCCUGCAGAUAAAUAUCUUUUACACUGUUAUUCAAAGUAGCUCCACACUUAAUUUAUUAUAAUCUGGAGAGCCCUUACAUUUAAAAUGAGGCAUUAAGAACUGCACAAAGUGCACAAGAAGCUUAUUAAAAACUGUCAACGCUAGCUUCAGCUCUGAGCGCCGCCAUCACUGUACUGAUCAUGACUUUACUUUAAUAUGGCAGUGCCUGGAGAUUAGGUGAUGCUACAGGUUGUAAACCUGUAAGUGUUUUUAAUAAUAUUUUGUGCAGUUUUAAAGUUGUAAAUGCCUAAUUUUAAAUGUCAGGGAUCUCCAGAUUCUACCAAUGAGGUGUGGAGCUAUUUUGAGCUUGAAUAACGGUGUAAAAAGCGAUUUAUCUGUAGGUGCAAAAAUAUGCCCCAUAUCACAUCAUUAUAUUCUAUUGUUUUACUUAAUGCUGGACAAUAUGGCCAAAAUUUAUGUGCAUUAUACUUAUAAUUUCGUUUGAUACAAUGUAAUUCUGAUAUCAACUGCAAAUAUUUAUUUUUGACCAUAUUUUAAACCAAAGUUUCAAAUAAAGGCCAAAAUUUUCAUUAAUACAUUCUGAUCUGAAGACUCUUAUUAUGUAGCAAUAGCAGAGUAGCCAGAGUUCAGCUGGCUAACAGCUAAUUGCCAAUGCUAACUGUUUUCCAAGCUCUAGCCUUCCCAAGCCCUAGUUGUACUGCAUAGUUCCAACUUAAAUAAUACCCAUUAAUAAACUAUUGUUAAACCAUUUAUAAACACUUUUUAAGGGUACUCUUAUUUUAAAGUGGUAUCGUUGGAUUAAAGGGGGUUUAAGGGGGUAUUGCUUCUUCCUGGUUUCAGGGGAAUAAAGAAUGUAUUAAAGGUUUACAGGGUUUCCUAGAGGUAGUUUUCCUUCUUUUUAACUUUGGAACCAAUUCCACAAAGUCUUAAAGGACGUCGCACACCGGACACGCCACGUCUUUACGUCUUGACAAUGCAUUUUGAUAACAAAUAAAAGUGAAAGAACUUUAAUGGGCAAUUUGUUUACCAUAUUUUUCGCAUUGUAAGGCACAACGGAUUAUGAGGUGCAUUUUAAGCAACACUAGUAAGGAGCAAAGGUGUCAUCAUGAUCCCCUACUAAUUCAACAGGUCUCGCCACUGGGUGGUGGUGGUGGGGGAUAGGUAACUAAGUUAGGUAAAGCUAAGCUAAGUAAACAAAAAUGUGAUUCUUUAAAAAAAGACUUUCUUUCAAAGAUAAACGAGUGCUGAAUGUUAAUCUACACAUAUUUCUCUCUUGAAAAAUGUUUAUUUGGGUGAGUAAAGCGCUUCAGUUAUUUACAGUAAGCUUAGAUUCCCAAAUUUAUCCAGCACUAAGGCUGGAGCAUUAGCAUUAGCAGCUAAUCCCGCCUGACAGCGCUACAAUUAGAAAACCUAAGUGUUUUGGUAAGCCAGGGCGAUAUUAGCUAGCGGUUCGUCCCACGUGUUUGAACCCCAUCCUGUAGAGGGCAGUAUUGCAUUUUUCUUAUUCUGCUGCUUUGUUUGGACAAGUAGUUAAAUAUUUUUCACUCUUUUACACUAUGAAAUAUCAUAUUGCUUUACACUAAUGUCUUAAAGGUCUCAUUCCAUCAUUUUUACAUUCAUUUUAAAUAGUUUUGGGGGAAAAAUGUGCUCCAGUGUUUCUGUAUAGCCCUGCUUUAGUUAACUAAAUUAGUGGUCUCUGAAGUAAGACAGGUUUUCGGAUCUCGCUCAUGAUUAUUCAUACAUGCAAACAUAUCGCCUCUGAUUGGCUAACAGCAGUGCAGCAGAGAAUGCCUACCUGCCUUUCCCCCACAGUCAAUUUUACAGCUCUAAAACUCAAAGGACAAAAUGUUUUCAGAGAUAGAGCCUGAGUUAUAAAGAUACAGCACUGACUACAUUUAACGUCAGACUCUCCGCAUCACGGGUAAAAGAAAUGCUAUCAAUGUCGCGGGAUGAGUGGAGGUCUCGGUAAUACGCAGAAUCAACCGGAGAUCCUAUUUAAACCUAUAGUUACUUACACAAGAUAGAUAACGCUAACUAGCUGCUGUAAACAGAGCUGUACACUCCUUUUUAGCUAACAAGACAGUGUCGGCUCUGCUGCAGCCCGGCUUCAGCUCUGCUCUGUCUGUGGGCGGUCGCAAGCCAAGGUGGUCGGGGCCAUUAAUACUAAUUCACGCGUUGAUGUAGACACGGUGCUUGUCCUGAUCGACUUGUUUUUCUGAAUAUUUUCUUUUACUAGCUGCUGCAGACAAUAAGGACGAGGUUGAGGAAGAGUUUCAUGUAGGGCUGCAGCUUUCCAUUAUUUUAGUAAUUGAUUUACUCUACUGAAAAAUCGAUUUGAUUAAUUGAGUAAUUGGAUUAAACAUUAAAUAAGAGAUUUUAUAAAAUAAGAAAUUUUACUUAAAAAUGAAUGAUUAAUUGGUUUAAUUUUUAAAUUCACAACAUACAUUUCCACAUUGCAAACACUAAAAUAAAUAAAUAAAACACAAAAUAGACAUAAAUACCACAAGUAAUAAUUGAAUAAUUAAUAAUUUAAUAAAUUAAAUUACAUUAUUUCAACUAAGGAUUGCUUGUAAGUAUUAAAUAUAGGGCAUUUAUCAAUAAUAAAGGCAUAAACAUUGGCUUUAUGUUGUGUAUCUUAGCUAAAUGACAGUACAGUACGUUCAUGGCCAGCUAACUUUAACACGUAUUUGUAUAUAAACUCCACAGCUCUGUGUUUACUGAUUAUAUAAAGUCUGUAUUACGUUUAGAACUUGUCUCUGUUGUAAUAAACUAACCACACACACACAUUAUACAGUAUUAAUAAUAAUCAGCCCUCCACAGCACUGUCGUUCUGUUAUUAAGGUACAUUAAUAACAGAAUUUAUAAGUUAAAUUUACCUGCUCUCCGCUCCAGAAACCUCCGCCUCCUCCACUUCCUGCUUCCUGUUUGUGGGUGACGUAACACUAAGUGCUGUUUCACAUUAAAAGUCCCCGCUAAAUUACGUGCUCUGCGUUUUAAAAUUAAUUAAACGAUUUCUCGAGGCACAGGAAAUUAAUCGAUCAAUUUUUUAAUUGAGUAACUUGAAUUACUCGAAUAAUCGUUUCACCCCUAGUUUCAUGUGCAGCAUCAUAAACAGCUCAGAGAGACCUACUGUAUUUUAGAAUACAAAAGAACAAGAAAAAGUGAAUUUUAGCGAAAGCAGACCUUUAAAAUCAUUAGUUUAAUCACAUUAUCCAUUAUUGUGCUCUCACUUUAGCGCUUCACUUUGCAUCGUGACAUGACGUGUCCAGUGUGCAACGGCUUUAGAGUUAACGUUUGCCACUUUAAUAAGCAGUAAACACUCUUUAAUACUCUGUUCUCUUAAAAGUAAAAGCUGAUUUAAUGUAACAAUGUCAAUGUGAAUGAAUAUGAACUGCUGGGGGGGGGGUGGAGAUGUUUUUUGCCAAAUCUUAAACUUGUCCAAUAAACCAAUAAACAUUAUUAAUU
Molecule: messenger RNA, 8880 nt
Organism: Astyanax mexicanus (Mexican tetra)
Lineage: Eukaryota; Metazoa; Chordata; Actinopteri; Characiformes; Acestrorhamphidae
Gene: stk33
Product: serine/threonine kinase 33
Exons: 14
Coding region: 906-2444 (512 amino acids)
Biological process (GO): protein phosphorylation
Molecular function (GO): protein kinase activity; ATP binding
Source: RefSeq, a predicted model, not a curated record